Panicum virgatum (switchgrass) is the source of this 2012-nucleotide messenger RNA. Its product is annotated as vacuolar cation/proton exchanger 1a-like. Gene Ontology annotation, biological process: intracellular calcium ion homeostasis; calcium ion transmembrane transport. Gene Ontology annotation, cellular component: plant-type vacuole membrane. NCBI's taxonomy places the organism in Eukaryota, Viridiplantae, Streptophyta, Magnoliopsida, Poales, Poaceae. The coding region runs from base 212 to 1627 and encodes 471 amino acids. The transcript has 11 exons. The record is from RefSeq and is a predicted model, not a curated record. Gene Ontology annotation, molecular function: calcium:proton antiporter activity.
UGUUAGGAUUAGGAUUAGGGUAAUUAAGCGUCCGGUUACCACUCAUGGAUCAAUAAUUCAUCCUCAUCGUCGUCGUCUUCUCACUCUCUCUCCCUAGCCUGCCGUCGCUUCCAGACUCCAUAUAUAUCGGCGGCUCUGCUCUCCAGCCUACACAGCUCGCCCACCCAGCUCCUCUCACCGCGCAGCAUUCCCAGGCAGGCAGGCAGGCAGGAUGUCCGGCAUGGAGGCUGGGCUGGUCCGCAAGUACCCGUCGGACGCCGGCGGCCUCCGCGCGGCGCGGCACGGGGCGCACGGGCACUCGGCCAGCGCCCGCACCGCGCACAGCAUGUCCGCGUCGGCGCUGCGCAAGAAGUCGGACGCGUCGCUGGUGCGCAAGGUGCCCUUCGCGCCGCUCCGCCCCGUCCUCGCCAACCUCCAGGAGGUCUUCCUCGGCACCAAGCUCGCCGUGCUCUUCCCCGCCGUGCCGCUCGCCAUCGCCGCGCAGUGCGCCAACUUCGGACAGGUUUGGGUGUUUGCGCUCAGCUUACUCGGUCUCAUCCCUCUCGCCGAGCGUGUCAGCUUCCUCACCGAGCAGAUCGCAAUAUACACUGGCCCCACCGUGGGCGGCCUCCUGAACGCGACGUGCGGCAACGCCACGGAGCUCAUCAUCGCGCUGUUCGCGCUGAUGCAGGGCAAGAUCGAGGUCGUCAAGUGCUCCCUCCUCGGCUCCGUCCUCUCCAACCUGCUGCUCGUGCUCGGCACCUCCCUCUUCUGCGGCGGCAUCGUCAACCUCGGCGCCGACCAGCCGUACGACAGGAGCCAAGCGGACGUCAGCACGGGCCUCCUCAUCCUCGGCGUGCUGUGCCAGUCCCUGCCGCUCAUGCUGCGCUACGCGGUGGGCGCCGGCGAGCACUCGGUCGCCGCGGCGACCACGGGGCUCGAGCUCUCGCGCGCCUGCAGCAUCGUCAUGCUGCUCGCCUACGUCGCCUACCUCUUCUUCCAGCUCAAGACGCACGCCCAGCUCUUCGAGCCGCAGGAGGUCGACGAGGACGGCGAGGAUCGGGAAGAGGCUGUCAUCGGGUUCGCCAGCGGCCUCUUCUGGCUCGCAUUCAAGACUGUUCUCAUCGCCAUUCUGUCCGAGUACGUCGUUGGCACGAUUGAGCCAACCUCAAAAUCCUGGGGCUUAUCAGUGAGCUUCAUCAGCAUCAUCCUGCUCCCAAUCGUCGGGAACGCGGCAGAGCAUGCUGGUGCCAUCCUUUUUGCUCUCAAGAACAAGCUGGACAUCACCCUCGGAGUCGCUUUGGGGUCGGCAACCCAGAUCUCCAUGUUCGUGGUGCCGCUGAGUGUCAUUGUAGCUUGGAUCGCGGGUAUUCAAAUGGACCUCGACUUCAAGCUGCUAGAGACUGGCUCUCUAUUUGUCUCAGUAAUAGUAACAGCCUUCACCCUCCAGGAUGGACAAUCGCACUAUUUGAAGGGGAUCCUUCUCCUCCUGUGUUACAUUGUCAUCGGCGCAUGCUUUUUCGUCACGAGGCAACCUUCAGGUGGUUCUGAUUUUUCCUAUGUCCACCUUUUUAUGGAAGGUCAUGGAAACGGCAACGGUGUUGGGCUGGCUGUACCAACCGGUACAUGGAACGCACAGGUGGCAUAACAGGUUAGGAGUCCUGCCAGGACAAGCCAGCAUGCAAGACAGCAGAGCAAUGAUCUAAAUCAGAGACUGAAACUGCAAGAAUCCUGUCGGGCCUAGGUUGCGCAAUGAGUGAUGAUCCUAAUUUCCAGAGAAAUGUGGAAGCCGGCCGGUCCGAGUGCUACCGAGAGCAAAUGUAUUCAUCGUGUGAGAAGCCAUAAUGGGAAGGGUUUGUGCUUGUAUUACUAUUGGUUUAGUUAGUAGGCUGCGGCUGCUGCAAUAAGAGUAGCAAAUAUCUAUGCAUCCAAUCCUGUGUAUAUGAUCCAUCGUGCGCUUCUUCGUAUAUGAAGCUUAAUAAGAUAAAUAUGCUGAGGUGUAUUGUAGUUUUAUAGCACAUACUAGCGUGGAA